UGCCUUCUUGCUUUGGACUUUGUUUCACCAACAACAUGCAGCAGAAUCGCCUUUCUCGUUGGUAUUUUGGUGGAGUCUCCUCCAGUGUGGCUGCCUGUUUAACACACCCACUGGAUUUAAUUAAGGUGCACUUACAGACGCAGCAGGAGGUGAAGGUGAGGAUGAUUGGGAUGGUUGUUACCGUGGUGAGGAGAGAAGGUUAUCUGGCGCUCUACAGUGGCCUCAGCGCGUCCCUCUUCCGGCAGAUGACAUAUUCUUUAUCACGGUUUGCCAUUUAUGAAACUGUCAGGGACGAGAUGAACAGGAAGAACAAAGGUUUCAUGCCUUUCUACCAGAAAGUCUUGAUGGGUGCCUUUGGAGCGGGAAUAAGGAAACUGUUCUCUGGUGCUUCAAUGGCUUCUACUAGAGGUGCACUGGUCUCUGUCGGACAGCUGUCCUGUUACGAGCAGUCCAAGCAGUUAGUUCUGGCUGCUGGUUACCUGACUGACAACAUCCUCACUCACUUCCUGGCCAGUGUGUUUGCGGGAGGCUGUGCCACACUCCUGUGCCAACCACUUGAUGUUGUUAAAACAAGAUUAAUGAACUCAAAACUGGAAUAUGGGGGUGUGUUUCACUGUCUAACAGAAACAGCAAGACUGGGCCCAAAGGCAUUUUACAAGGGUCUUGUUCCCGCAGCUAUCCGUCUCAUCCCUCACACAGUCUUCACCUUCAUAUUCCUCGAACAACUGAGGCAGCAUUUUGGUGUAGUGGUAGUCACCUGAGAGAGUUGUAAGGAAGUCUCUGCAGUUUCACUGGUUCUCUGUGUUGGACAGCUUCAUUAUUGAUGCUAUUCCUACAAAGCCAUCUCAGCAGGAGUCCACUAGAUACCACUAAUUACAAGAACCAAGAGUAAGUCACAUACCAAUGUACGUCUAAAAAACCCCAUUUUCCUGCAAAAUAAAAAAGUUCAUCGGUAACAGAAAAUUAAAGUGAGUCAUGCAU
Messenger RNA from Perca fluviatilis (European perch), 981 nucleotides. Its product is annotated as solute carrier family 25 member 10. NCBI's taxonomy places the organism in Eukaryota, Metazoa, Chordata, Actinopteri, Perciformes, Percidae. Gene Ontology annotation, molecular function: succinate transmembrane transporter activity; sulfate transmembrane transporter activity; oxaloacetate transmembrane transporter activity. The record is from RefSeq and is a predicted model, not a curated record. The transcript is spliced from 8 exons. Gene Ontology annotation, biological process: succinate transmembrane transport; phosphate ion transmembrane transport; malate transmembrane transport. The coding region runs from base 36 to 761 and encodes 241 amino acids.